Molecule: messenger RNA, 1462 nt
Organism: Tachysurus vachellii
Lineage: Eukaryota; Metazoa; Chordata; Actinopteri; Siluriformes; Bagridae
Gene: ttc29
Product: tetratricopeptide repeat domain 29
Exons: 10
Coding region: 70-1392 (440 amino acids)
Molecular function (GO): protein binding
Source: RefSeq, a predicted model, not a curated record
GUCACACAAAACAAUAAAAGCGGACAAUCUGAAAAAAAACAUAGAACCUGACCGCUUGUGGAACUAAAAAUGGCUUCAAUUGUGUUUUCGCGUCAGAAAACACAAUUUCUCCCCGAUAUCAACGAGAAGAUCCCUCACAAAACCAGCACGCAGGGAACAGAAAUGGAAAAGGUUGACCGAGAGAGAGCUAAGAGAGAGAGGAUCCAAAUCACCACCAUGAGUGCGGAAGAAAUAGCGCAAUUCCGAAACAGUGUGGUCCAGAAUCUUUGUGUGUCCAUGCUGCAAGAGGGAUUUCAUCUCUCCUUUAAAGAGUUUUUCUCUUUGCUGCAGCGCUGGAAAGCUGACCGUUUAGCCGCUGGUCCGGACAGCAAACUGUGGUUGAGACGUUCUCUGGAGGAGCAAAACGACAAACUGGAGAUGCUGAAGGAGCAGCUGAGCCGCGCUGAAGCUGCACAAAGAGCUGAUCAGUAUGUGGAGGUGUAUGAGUGUCAUUUGGCCCUGGCGAAGUUUUUCUCAGAGCCAGACGACAUGUGGCUGCGUGAGCACUUUUACCAACUCAGCCUGAAAGCUGCUCACAAAAUCAGGAUGGACUCCAGCAGGAGGGAGGCUGAGGCCAAUGCAAACCUCGCACACCUGUAUUUAGAGCGAGGAGACUUGGAACUGGCUCAGGACCAUUUUGAGAUGUUUCACCAACUGGCAGUAGGACAGUCGUGGCAGGAUGAGAGCGGAAACACACACCAGUCUCAUGCGUGUGGAAGUCUGUGCAGGGUUUACACACUGCUGGCACAGAAACAGCUGCAGUGUGGAGAAUACCAAGUGGCCAUUCAGCUGCUCAAGCAGGCCUACGAGAUGUCUAAAGGAGCGGAUGAUAAGAAGACGGAGGGCGAGGCAGCGUACACACUCGGACUGGCCUAUCAAAGCACAGGCGAUCAAACAACUGCGAAACAGUUCCUGAACCUGUUCAUGGAGAUUUCUACUGAACUGCAAGACAUGGAGAGCCUCGGUAGAGCCUAUAAGGCCAUUGCUAAAUCUCUGGAGAGUGAGGGUAAAAUUAAUGACGCUGUCGAGCAUCUACAGAAAUAUCUUGACAUCUGUCAGGAAAGCAAUCAGCUUGAAAAUCUACAGGAUGCUUACAUGUGUCUGGGGUCCAUACACAUGUCCAUAGCUCAGUAUGAACGAAGUAGUGAGUAUUUUAUCCAAGCCUUUGAGAUGGCAUGCCGCCUCGACCUGUACCGUUGCAUUCAGAAAGCUCAGGUGUGUGUGGGUAAUGCCCGAGCUCAUUCCAUGCUGAGGGCCUACACCAGCCACUUGCAGAACAACAGGCCAUCAAACAUCUGUACACUCCUCUCCUGGAAAGAGACUAGAGGAGAAGUUCCACCAGAUGAUGUAUGAGUCUGCUGGAGCCACACAUUGUAGUUAGACUCAUGAGACUCUGCUGACUAGAACUAUUUGUAAUAAAUUA